AUGUUUAUCAAUCAAAUUAAUCACAAUGAAAAUAACAUUCUAAAAAAACCAUCAUCACAAUUAAUGAUAAUUCUAGGAAUUGCAUUAUUAUUUUGUUUAAUUGCUACCAAUAAAUUAGUGUCGGAUAAGAAUGACUUGCCAAGAAUAUUGAGAUCCUAUAAUAAUCCACAGUAUGAUGCAAUUAUUGAUGGACCAAUCGGAGGAGAUGAUGAACAGGUUGGAGCUUGUUCAUUUCGUUUUUUAAUAUUUUCAUCAGUGGAUUCCGAAUCUAUUGGAUUGGGUAAUACAUUGCAAAGCAUUUGGAAAUUAAAGAGUAAAUUAUUUGUGCCAUGUGUGGCUGUUAUCAUGUCAUCGAAAGAUUCAGAAAAAUCAAUUGAAAAGAGAUUGGAUAUUAUUAAUUCAUCAGAUUUUAAAAAGCAUCCAAGUAUGAUAACAGCUAUUGGCAUUGGACAUAACAAUAGAAAGAGAGGAUCAACAAUUGUUGAUGAAUUGGGAAAUUAUUUGAAAUCGAUACGAGACGACAAGAAAUUUAUGAUUGUUAAUGAGGGAAAUACUUUUUGUGAAAGGGCAGAAUAUCAUAUUAUGAAUGUUUUAGAUGAGGCAAGGAGAAGAAAGAUGGAUUCCGAAUCAAUGAAUCAUCUUGCUUAUAAGGUUUCUAUGGGAAAAUUGAAUGGUUUUAUUAUAACGAGAUAUAUUUUAUCAAAAUGGGUUGAAACUUCAUCAAUCAAGAGUUCUGUAUUGCUUGACAUUUUAGAAAAGAAAAAGGUAUUAACCUAUCGAUUCCAAAUCAUGCAAUCUGUUCAAGAAGACCAACCAAAAUGUUUUGAAACAUUAGUUGAAAGGGAUUCUUCGUUUUCAUUUAAUUUGGAUCAAUGUUCAGAUUCAUUAUUUAGUCCCUGUAACAAUGAGAAGAAAUCGGUAGAAUUUUCACAUGAUGUUGUGAAGGAAACUGUAUUCCCAUCAUCCUCCAAAUAUUCAAUUUCUGAUUUUGAAAGAGUAGAAUCAAUCAAAUGUUUGAAAGGAGAAGAUUGUAACACUUGUUGCGAAAAGAAAGCAAUGAAAUGCACUCAAGAAUUCUUCCCUUUCAUCAAUAGAUGUGACGAGUUGCAAUAUCAUGAUAAUUCUUGUGAGUGUGAACGUGAAUCUGAGUCAACUUCAAUUUCACCAUUUUACAAAGGAUCAAAAUGUGUUAUUGCACUUAGAAAAAGCAAGUUUACCUGUGAAUCAAAGCCAACAACAUCUAGUUUCAUUUCUAGGCUUUGUCCAUGUUUAAAAGAAUAA
Naegleria gruberi is the source of this 1281-nucleotide messenger RNA. RefSeq lists its product as uncharacterized. The transcript has a single exon. The record is from RefSeq and is a predicted model, not a curated record. The coding region runs from base 1 to 1281 and encodes 426 amino acids. NCBI's taxonomy places the organism in Eukaryota, Heterolobosea, Eutetramitea, Acrasida, Naegleriidae.